UGUAAACUCGGAAGCAGCAGCAGCAGCCUGCUUCACAAGAUGGCGGCCCGCUACACCACUCAGUCUACUGGGGUCCGCAGGGCGCUGCGAGCCCUCAGCCUUUACAUCCGGUCACCAGGACCUCCUGCCGCGGCUGUCGGGCUCAGGUUUGUUUGUAACAAUGCUCCAGAAGAAAAAACGAGGGUGGGAUCAGAAUCUACGGAGGAAUACAGGUUCGUAGAGGGGCUCAUCCCGCCGUCACGGGUCCCCGCUCCGCCUAAACACGCCGGCUCUUCCCCGUCUGGCUGGACCCCUCCGGCAGAUACACCGCCGCCUCUGCCCUACAUGAUCCGCCGCUCCCGUAUGCACAACAUCCCGGUUUACACCGAUCUGACCCACGGCAGCCGCAGGACAACGCUCGUGCGGAAAGUGGAGGGGGACAUCUGGGCUCUGGAGAAGGACGUGAAGCAAUAUCUGAAGGAGGUGAUGGGGAAGGAGCUGCCCACGCAGGUCAACGAGGUCACAAUGACCUUGAAGGUCAAGGGUCAUGUCGACAGUGAGCUGAAGGAGUGGUUGGCCAGCAAGGGCUUCUGACUGCGGGGGUGAGGGGGCGCUGAGCCUCCAGGGCCAGAGAGACGUGCAGGUGGAGACGGAGGACCACCUUGAAACAUUGUCCUACAGCACAUUUAAACCAUUUCAAUCCAUAUGGACUACUGACACUGAACUGAACUCUCUCCAGACACCGGAGAGAUGUUGACGGGUUGUUAAACAUACUUGUAUGUAAUGAACAUAAAAGCGUUGCCCACUU
Anarrhichthys ocellatus (wolf-eel) is the source of this 787-nucleotide messenger RNA. It is a transcript of the gene mrpl49, whose product is annotated as mitochondrial ribosomal protein L49. The transcript has a single exon. Gene Ontology annotation, biological process: translation. The record is from RefSeq and is a predicted model, not a curated record. The coding region runs from base 40 to 573 and encodes 177 amino acids. Lineage: Eukaryota; Metazoa; Chordata; Actinopteri; Perciformes; Anarhichadidae. Gene Ontology annotation, cellular component: ribosome; mitochondrial large ribosomal subunit. Gene Ontology annotation, molecular function: structural constituent of ribosome.